AAGAAGCAUUUUGCUGUGCAUUUCACGUCUGCCUUACACUGCCUGUAUUGAGUUACAACUAAAGCUGCAUAAUAAUGGUGGCCAUCAACUGCACGUCCACUGAAAUUCGCUGCCAGGAGAAAUCGCGUGGCGGUCUCAGCUAUGAAGUAAUCCUAGCCGAGCCAGCACCCAAUGUGGUGGUGCCCAAGCGUCCAGUGACACCAGGCAAAAAUGUGUCAGCCGAGGAAAUCGAGCAAAAGCUGAAAGCUGCCGAAGAGCGACGUGUUUCUUUGGAGCAAAAGAAAAUGGCUGAUUUAUCCUACAAACUAUCGAAAAUCGAAGAAGCCACACGCAAAAAGGAUGAAAUCACCAAUGAGUUCAUCAAUCAGACCAAGGAAAAGUUGGAGACCAAAAUUGAGCAACAUGUUGAGAAGCGUGAAGCCAUUAUUAGCGACAUGAAAGAGAAAUUGAAGAUUCACUCACAGGAAAUUGAGAAGACACGCGAACAAUUGGAACAGCAGAAAUCCAUUGAGAAAGAGGCCAUUGAAGAGAAAUUGAAGACAGCUCAGACUUUGCGAGAUGAGAACAUCAAAAAGAUGCUCGAACGUCUUAAGGAACAUAACACAAACAAAAAAAAUCAAAUCGACGAAUUGGAAACACAAAAACUCGAGGAGAAGACCCGCAUUAUUGAAAAUAAAUUGUACACUGCCGAGCAAAAUCGCGAAAAGGAGAUACAAAAGAAAAUUGAUAAAGUUCAAAAACUUGAACGUCGCGCUGAAUUGGUGCGCCAAAACAAGGCGGCACAGCAGACGAUUUGUGAUGAUACCAACACAGCUAUUGCCUCAUCUGGUUAGAGCGACAACAUGAACAACUAUAGCAACAAUAAUAUUUAUAAAAACAAAAACCAGCACACAUACAUACUACAUAGAAAACAACAAACAAAUACAACCAGAUUAAGAGCAAAAUAAAAUAGCAGCAACAACAACACUGAAUUUAGAAACGUAAAAACAAAAUGGUUGAGAGGAGCUUUGCUAAAGAAAAAGAAAAGGGUAUGUGCGAGAGAGAUAGGAAGGGCCCGCCUUGGGAACAGCGCUAGAAGUGCAAUCGAGCAUAUGAGCAUUAAACAACUUUUGGUAGCUUCAAAACAACAACACUUACUUAUGUAAUAUGUAUUUCAAAAACAACUAAAGCAUAGGAGACGCGACAAAAAGGUCGAAACGAAGCCAGACGUUGCACAACUUACGUAAAUGAUAUUUAAAAUAUAUAAAAGAAACGAGGAUAACUACAAAAUGAAGUAAUAAAAAUUAAAGAGCCAUACAAAUUAUUUAAAGAAGCGUUUUCACAUCACUCUUGCAUAUAGAAAAAAAUAAAA
This is a messenger RNA of Anastrepha obliqua, 1351 nucleotides long. RefSeq names its product stathmin (gene stai). Gene Ontology annotation, cellular component: neuron projection; cytoplasm. NCBI's taxonomy places the organism in Eukaryota, Metazoa, Arthropoda, Insecta, Diptera, Tephritidae. The record is from RefSeq and is a predicted model, not a curated record. Bases 75 to 833 code for a protein of 252 amino acids. The transcript is spliced from 6 exons. Gene Ontology annotation, biological process: regulation of microtubule polymerization or depolymerization; microtubule depolymerization; neuron projection development. Gene Ontology annotation, molecular function: tubulin binding.